Molecule: messenger RNA, 5193 nt
Organism: Acipenser ruthenus (sterlet)
Lineage: Eukaryota; Metazoa; Chordata; Actinopteri; Acipenseriformes; Acipenseridae
Product: sterile alpha motif domain-containing protein 11-like
Exons: 13
Coding region: 436-3360 (974 amino acids)
Biological process (GO): positive regulation of transcription by RNA polymerase II
Molecular function (GO): protein binding; RNA polymerase II cis-regulatory region sequence-specific DNA binding; DNA-binding transcription activator activity, RNA polymerase II-specific
Source: RefSeq, a predicted model, not a curated record
UUUGGUCUGGGUCUCUGAACUAAAGCGUGACUUUAGAGAAAAAUACAGGGUUAAAAUGAUAUUUUAAAAACACCCCAACAGUACCAGAUAACUACUUGCGAUAAUCACUUUAAAACAAGACAUGUAGGGAUUUGUAUUGAUACUUGUUAUGCGAGAAGGGGUGAGGAAAUAACUUUUAUAAGACUGGUGUAAAUGAGAGAGAUAUUGCACAUUGCAGGUAGAACGCUGCACCCUAUAAAGUUGACUGACUCGUGGUGUUAGGGGGACACUGACAAAUAGAAUUGUAUAUAUAUAAACACCACUGGCCAAUUCGUAAGGAAAGGGAAAUCAGAAGGCUAUCAGUUUGAAAAAUCCUUCUGCCCAGAGGUAGGUCGAUGCGGGAUCAAUAAGCAUUUUAACCAACAUAAUGUCUGCGGCAGCAAGGACCUCUUCAAUAUGUCAGGUAUUAGUACGGAUCGCCAGAUUAGCCGGCAGGAGUGCAGCGAAAUCCACGGAGAGAUCGGUGCGCUAAAUCCUCGAGAAAACGAACCUAAAGAAAACUGGGCACUUAAAAAUGGCAAACUCCUGCUGAAUUGCAACGCUCUCUUAGAAACUAAGCCGGUAGCCGGGCGUAAAAAGUGGCGCGUCUGGGAAGCAGAAAUUGACAAACUCCAAAAAGAGGAGCAGCAAGUUGGAUCGGACGAGUUGUUGAUUACUUGUUACAGGAGUGUGGCUUUGAGUAACAUGCCUGCUAUCAAAAAGGAGAGACUGGACGGAGAAGAGAUGGCUCUGGCUGCGUUUAAUCAGCCCAUGGAGACUCUGCCAGAAUACCUGGCUCCUUUAAAUGCCGCUGCCAUCCCGGUGGUGACCCCCCAUCCGCCACCGUACGAUCAGAUUUUUGCCCAGCACCGUAGUUACUUGGGGCUGCAUGAGACGCACCAUCGCCACCACCACCACCACCAUCACCCCGACGACCUGAUGCUGGAGAGAUUUUCAUCCAUCCCCGAUUUCCAACCCCUUUUCGACAACGGGGAGCCCUGUAUCGAGGUGGAAUGCGGGGAAAACAAGGCUUUGCUGUAUAUCAAUAAACUAUGCCAAGGCAGUAAAGGACCGUCCAUCAGAUACAGGGGAGAGUGGCUUACCCCCAACGAGUUCCAGUUUGUCAGUGGAAGGGAAACUGCGAAGGACUGGAAACGCAGUAUCAGGCACAAGGGAAAAAGUUUGAAGACUCUUAUGUCCAAAGGAAUCUUACAGGUACAUCCCCCAAUCUGUGAUUGCCCUGGGUGUCGAAUUUCGUCUCCAGUGAAUCGUGGGCGCUUGGCGGAGAAGAGAACGAUCCCAUUGCCCCCAACCCGAAUCCCUAAGAAAGAGCUGUCUUCAAUCUUCAGCAGUGACGAGAGUGAAGAGAGCGAAAGGGCAAAUGGUGACCACACUGAAAUAAAACAGGAAGACGAUAUCCACAUCAGUAUAAUGAAAAGGAGCCGUGACAGUGAUCUUUCAACUAUCAUCUCCAACCUGCAUCAAAGCCGACACUUCGUUAUGCCAGAGAGCCAGUCCCGCAGCGAAAUCAAAAGGAAUCGCAUUGAUAUUGGCUCAGGACCAGCAGAUGAAAUCCUAGGCAAGAGAAGAGUAUAUUCACCUAACAGCAGCAGCGAGUGUCCUUCAGAAAACAAGAAAUCAAGAAGCGUGUCUCCCAAAGAAAUCUCCCACACUCCUGUGAUUGAGGAGCUGGCGUUUCAGAUGACCCCUGAGGAACACUACAGACGGAUGAUGUCUGCGUUGAACGAACACGGCUCCUACGAGGAGCAGCAACAGCGCUUGUACCAGCUGGCAAACAGCAUGGGCGUCUCCAGCCAUGCAGACAUGUUGCGAGCCCGUCAGGAAGCAGCAGUAAGGAACACCAAUGCCAUGGAAGCUCAUCUCCCUUCGGGCACCAACUCAUCCAGCCAGAGGAGAAAGCAGGGUCUGCCCCAGCACCGCGACGCACACUUCUCCGAACGAGAGAUGUCACAUCCGCCCCCUUUGCUCUCGCCACAGAACGCUCCACACAUUGCGCUGGGCCCUCAUCUGAGGCCUCCGUUUCUGGGAAUGCCUUCCGCUCUGUGCCAGGGGCCAGGUUAUGGGUUUCUGCAGCCUGCACAGGCAGAGAUGUUUGCUCGGCAACAGGAGAUGCUGCGGAAACAGAACCUUGCAAGGCUGGAGAUGUCAGCUGAGCUACUGCGGCAGAAGGAGCUGGAGAACUUACACCGGCAACGUCUGAUGGCGGACCCCCUGUCGCUGCACCCUGGCAUACCCCCGGAUCACCCGGCCCUGCGCAACCUUCACGACAUCCCUGAGGGACACCCGCUGCGCGAGGAAAUCUCCCGCCGCAAUGCCAUGCUCGUGCUGCGCCACAACAACACGCCGCUGCUCUCCCUCAAUCACCAGGGGGUGCCGGGGGGCACCCAGCCCAAGGAGCCCAGCUCUCGAAAGAGCUCCCGAAAGGGGGGGCACCACCGGAACGAACUGCAGGGCCCCCCCGAGGCCAAGGACCAGCUGGGGGACACCCGGGCCCGAGACGGUGUCACAGACUGCAACGACGAGGAAAUGAAGGACUCGGAAAGCGACACUGAAGUCAGCGACGACAAGGCGGAGGGCUUGUUGAAGUCCGACAGCGGUGCCUUGGCUUCUGAACACAAGGACGGCAAAGAGACAGUGAAGCCCUGUGAGGGCAUGAAAGAGUUAAACGAGAUGUCUGUUGGUCAGAGCGCGCCCUGUGGUUCCACGGGGGCAGAGUCACCAAGCCACCCCUUUGGUCCAGGAAUCAACAAAAACGAAGUUAAAUAUCUGCCGCCUGGAGCAGCACCCCCACCACUGCCUCUGCCAUUCGGGUUUCCAUAUGCUGCCAGCCCGUAUUUCCACACUGGCGCCAUGGGAGGUCUCUUUUUAGACGGAGAGGAGAGCACCGCUGUGGAAGACAUCAGCAAAUGGACAGUUGAUGACGUCUGCAAUUUUGUGAGCGGCUUGUCUGGCUGUGCGGAGUACACUCAGGUGUUCAGAGAACAAGCUAUCGAUGGAGAAACUUUGCCCCUCCUAUCAGAAGAGCACUUGCUGAAUAACAUGGGGCUGAAACUUGGACCUGCACUGAAAAUAAGGUCACAGGUCGCCAAGCGCAUUGGCAGAGUGCUCUACAUGACUAGCUUUCCCUUGGCAUUCCCGCUCCAACCAUCUGCUCUACGCCCCCCAGAGCGGGAGCUGCCUCCCCCAGAGAACAGACCCUCCUCGACGGGUAGCGUGUCCUCUCCCUACAGCAACCUACAAGCCAGUCGCAUCUCGCCAAAGCAGGAAAACGGAAACUCUUCCUCAGUGGGAAUCGGUGACACCACAAAACCACCAUCUUAAAUCAAGAGACGACUUUUUAAACUCCUGCCAACAGCAGCAGUAGCAGGACUCAGAACCGACCCCAACUUCUUUUACAGAGGAAAAAUAAAUAAAAAUCAAAUCAGGUUUGUGUUUUGACCGAAUUCCUUCAAAAUGACUUUCGUAACUUUCAAACUUCAAGAUGUGGUGGGUUUUUUCUGUUUUUUUUUUUAACUGAGGCAGCAGCAAAAGUAUAGAAUCCAAAAAUCAAUGGGAAUGAGGAAAACAAGCAGACAGGAAGUGGGUUCCAGAGAAAGAGACUGCAGACAGCUGCUCUUCAACAGCUUGCCAAAAAAACUCAAGUGUUCUGUCGGGCAGACAGAAGCUAAAGGGAUCACUUUGCUGAGGGGAACCGUGCACUUGUGCCGAAUAUUCGGCAUACAAAGAGAGCCUUGAUUUAUAGAUUUUUUUCCUCCUUUACCCGCACACAACCCUCUGAAAUGGAAAUGAACUCACCUGCAACAUAUUGGCAACUAUGCAUUCCAAGGAUCUAUACCAAAGAGUCAAGGACAUGAUCCAAGUUUACACCAUUGUGGUACAGACUUCCGUGGUUGUCGCUGACUAUAUGAACACUGGGCCAACACUUUUGUUUAUGGACAAUGCAGGGCAAAUAAGGGGCCAUGUUGUAACCUGGGACUGUUAACAGGUACAAAUAUUUUUCAAAGACUGAUGCAAAUCAGCAGGUGUCCCUCAGACCCAGCAGUCACCAACCUUGGCUUUUUUACUUGCCUAUAUACAGGACAGAAAAAAGUGCCUCAUCGUAGAGGUGAUUGAUACAGCACAGCUAUACUAUGGAUGACAACUUAAGAUUUCUAUAUUAUAAGAUAGAUAUCUGUAUUUGGACACAUUUACUAUUGUGGGGGAAUGAACAAAAUAGCCUACUUGUACAGUAGUGUCCAAAACAAAUCCUAAACGUUACAAAGUGGUACUUUUUGUUAUGUGUAGUUGCACGUUUUAACUUUUUUUUUUUUUUGAAAAUAUGAAUUGCUAGCUUUGGUUGGUACUAAUUUCUAUUGUAAUAAAAUCCCACCUCAAAUGCUGCUUUUAUGGCAACUAAAAAAAUAUAUUUAUAACUUUUUUUUUGUUGUAGGUUGGCACUAUCCAGUAAAUAUUCAUCCCCUAAAGAGGAUUCCAAAGAUGAACCUUAAAAUCAUUUGUUUCACUCUAAAUCAGGGGAUGUAAGGCACAAGGCUCUUUAUGCAAAUCUUUGAAUUUGACCUAAAUGUGUAAAACAGUGGAAAUGAAAUGGUCUGUAAAUUUACCCAAUUGUUUUGUCUAUUUUCGCUUUGUCAUUCACUUUCGGUGAAAUAAAUCCCUUCAAUAAAUAAAACCUUUGAUUCCUUACAAAAGCUGUUCUGUGACUAAGCAACACGCAUAAUAAAUUAUUACUAAGUGUAUUAUACCGGAGUCAGAUGUAAUAGAGCAGUACAUGAAACACAUUGAACUAAGUAUAUGCAUGUCCUAUUUAAGAUUCAACAACCUUUUUUUCAAAUAAAUGUAACUGCAUGAAACAAACAUAUAGUUGCAUGCUACAGUGGGUCCUAAACACUGCACAGUACAUUACUGCACUUUCAUAUGCAUACGGUACUUACUUCAAGGUCAGUAAACGCAUUAUAGUGCACCAGAGCACCGACCUUCUGUAUCCCAAGACUGCUAGCACUGCAUCAACAUUCAGGGGAUGAGAUAUGAAGCUGCCAAGCAGCACAAUGUGUUUCUUUAGCAGCGCUGUGCACAGCAGGGGUCAAUCUCCUUCGUGAUUAAAUAAACAGCUACCCUCCGGAGGGAAUGGGGGGAAAAAAAAAAAAAAAAAUAUAA